GGCUCGGGCGUUGCCUGGAUACAACAUAACAAAUACGCACCUUGACACAGCUGUAUGUAACCGAGAAAGAGAGCAAAGUUUGUCAGGUGUUUUAAUUAAAAUAGUACUUUUAAAUUGAAUUACUUGGUAAUAUAUAUCAAGUAAAAAUGGCGUUGGUGGUUCAGUAUGGCCGACGGAAAGGCUCCAGUAAGAGAGCAUCUUCCUCCGAGGAAGGCAGCCAGAUGAUCCAGCCACCAGACCUCCAACAAGUCACCGUCUUUAGCAAGAGGGAAUGGCGGAGCAUUCAAGAUGAGCUGAACCAGGUUAAUAGAGACAAGGAGAGUAUGAGAGAGGCAGCAAAGGAGAGGGAGGCCUUGCAUUUGCAAUCCCAAGAGGUGGUGAAGCUGUGGUCCAAUACCAUCACUGGUCAAAGGCAAAAAAAACUAGAGGCAAAGAAGAUCCGGGAGGAGAUUGAAGAGGAGAAAAGGAAAGUGACUGAUCAAGAAGAGGCCAAGUAUCAGGAGCAGCAGCGGAAAGAGGCCAAUGACAAAGCCAAAAGUCAGCUGUUCUAUCAAACAGAUCGGGUUAAAGGAUUACAUCGUGCCCUCUUAGUGACAGAGGUGCUGACGGAAAGGGAGGCACAGAUUAAACUGAAACAAAGGAUCAAGAAUGCCUCUAAAGCUGUCGACAAAGAAUUACUGGAUAUGAUGAAGACCAGAGAGGACGAAGCCUUGAGACAGGAGCAGGAGAAAGUCCUUCAGAAAAAGCUCAGGGAACAGGCUGUUGCAGAGGACCUAAAAAAACAGGUCAAGGAAAGUGAGCGAGUGAGAGAGCGACAGAAGAUAGAGAAACAGAAGGACAGAGAGGAAACCCAACGCCUUCAAGAGCUCCACCAGUUGGAGCAAAGAAUGGAGGAAGAAAGGCUAGCAGAGCUGAAGAGAUACCUUUUGCACGCUCACAUGGAACAUGUCACCAAUAUGGACCUCAUAAAAGCGACAGAUGCACAAAAACAGGAGGCGGAAGAGGAGCAACGGAAACUUUUUGUCUCUGCAAAACAAAAAAUGAUGAAGUUACGGAAAGACAAAGAAAAGGAAUUGUUCAGAGAGGCACAAAUGCAAAGAGAGACGGUCACAAAGAAGCUGGACGACACACAGCAGGGUCAAAGCGGCCGAGAGGAGCAGAGGAUCGCGAGGGCUGCUGCUGAGCAGGAAGUGAAAGAGGCACAACGGCAGAGGGAGGAGGAGGAGAAGAAGGCCGCCAUGUUGGAGUCAAUAGCUGCACACAGAGAACUCUUGAGACAAGAAAAGGAGCAGAGGGACAGAUCAACAAAGGAGAACACCCGAGACACACUUCAGGCCAAGAAGGAGGCCGAUAGAAUAUUCUCUGAGAAACAACAACUGAAGGCUCGGAGGAUGAAAGAAGAUGGAAGAAAAAUACAAGACUUCAAUGCCACACAAAUGGCUGAAAAGAGUGCCAGGCAUCAGCAGCUGAGAAGAGACCAACACGAGUUCGAAGAGAAGAACGCAGAGCUCAUGGCUGAAGACGAAAACCAGUUUCAACAAUAUUCACAGCACAUCAUCAGAGCAGCGGCAGAGGCUCAGCGGAAUGUGUUUGCACUUUGCAAAGCCGCGGAGGAAGGGAUCGGAGGAGGGCACGGUCCAGUUUCUCGCGGGGUCAGGCCGACCUACCUCGUUCAGGACCUCACCGAUGCUCAAUUGCCCACAUAUGUCUCUGGUGCAACGCAGAACAUCAAAAAGUUAAAUGAGGCCGAUGAUAUUCUCGAAGCAAAGAGGAGACUUGGGUUUACGUGGUCGUAGGUCACUCCAAGCGGGCAAUUCUGGGUUCAAAGGUUGAAUAAAAUUCUGACAGAGGCGGCGUCUCAAAUCACUCACUACUCCGUUCAUAAUAGACACUCAACAGUGUCUUGUGUAAGUGAAUAGUAAAUUGGGGCUAUGAUUGGGAUUCAUGCAUCGUCAUUGUACCGGAAGCUAACCCAGAGGUAGAGGUAAAAGAGGCUGAGCCAUGUCAGUUUCACAUUUAAGAGUGCACUAUUUAGUAAAUAUGGAGUGGCUUUUGACAGUCAGAUAGCUGGGAUGUGUUACAUGUACGAGUGUUCUUUAGGUACAUGAAGUAGAGCAAUGUGUGAGACAAUGUUCUCUGAAUGUUUUAGUCGGAAUGCUCGACAGUCCAUACAUGAUGUCGUGAGAUCAAUAACACAGAUAGUUGUUUGAAAUCAAUCACACAAAAAUAAUGGACCCUAACAUAACACCCAAACCAAGCAAUUAAUCCCCACUGCAGUUCCCUGAACCAGGCAAUGGAUGACAAAAAGUUAGCAGUCCAAUGUAUAAUCUCCUGUAAUUUGUUCACUGUUGAUUAGAUGCAAUUUGGGCCUCCAGUGGCUUGUGUUUAUGAAAGCAUUUAGAGAAUAAUAAAACCGCUUAUUCAAAUC
This is a messenger RNA of Cyclopterus lumpus (lumpfish), 2428 nucleotides long. RefSeq names its product coiled-coil domain containing 173 (gene cfap210). The transcript has 9 exons. NCBI's taxonomy places the organism in Eukaryota, Metazoa, Chordata, Actinopteri, Perciformes, Cyclopteridae. Bases 147 to 1796 code for a protein of 549 amino acids. The record is from RefSeq and is a predicted model, not a curated record.